UGAUUCAGAAGUCAGAUUUCUCACAGGAACAGUCACUUCACUAAAAGCAGAAACACACUGCAGUUGGCUAGUGAGGACAGACUAUUCUUUUUUCUCUUUGAUGGAGAAUUGAAUGAUUUACAGAAAACUAUACAAACUUUCAAACUGAAUAUUUUAUUUCGACUUGCUCACUGCUUUUUCAGUCGGUCUUGAGAAAGUGCGUUAUGUCCAGAGUUACCAAUCUGUCAAAACUGCGUCAGGAGAGGAUGCGGGAGAUCAACCUGCGGAAUAAAGAGCGAGAGCGCAUGAGGGAGCGAGAGAAAGCUGCAAGGGAGAGUGUGGUGCUCAAGCCCAAUGGUCACCUUUUUACAUCUCUGACAGUGUCAGGAACCACACUCUGCUCAGCAUGCAACAAGAGCAUCACUGCAAAGGAGGCUCUCUGCUGCCCUACAUGCAGUGCCACUAUCCACAACCGAUGUCGAGAUACUUUGCCAAACUGUGCCAAAAUGAAACAGAGGCAACAGAAGACGGCCCUGAUGAAGAACAAUGUUCCACUGCGUGCAAAAACUCAAGGAAUGCGAGAACGUCCAACUUCAGCUAUUUACCCCUCUGAAAGCUUCCGACAAUCUCUGCUCAGAUCACGCCGUGGCCGCUCUCACCUAUCCCUGUCCAAGAGCGUCUCCACCAACAACAUCGUAGGGUCGCUGAAUGAUGAUGCUCCCCUGGGACUACGCAGAAUUCUCUCCCAGUCAACAGACUCCCUCAGCUUCAGAAACAGAACGAUGUCGAUGGAGUCGCUCAAUGAUGACGGAGAACUGUACUACGCCUCAGUCCUGGAGGAGAUCGAGCUUGAGGGCCAGGACUUUAAGGCUGACUCGUGGAGCAUGGCUGUGGAUAGCAGUUACUUACAGACACAUCGCAAAAAUGUUAUCAAGAGGCAGGAUGUCAUCUAUGAGCUGAUCCAUACAGAGCUGCACCACAUGCAGACACUGCAGAUCAUGGAGAGGGUGUUUCGACAGGGCAUGCUGGAGGAGCUUCAGUUAGAGCCCAGCACCGUGCAUGCUAUGUUUCCCUGCCUGGACCAGCUCAUCAAGAUACAUUCCCAGUUUCUGGCACAACUUCUCCUGCGGCGCAAGAACAGCCUGCAACCUGGAUCCAACCACAAUUACACCAUUCAUCAGCUGGGGGAUAUUCUAGUAGAGCAGUUCUCAGGCCAGUCUGCAGAUGACAUGCAGAAGACUUAUGCCGAGUUCUGUAGCCGACACUUAAAGGCUGUCAAAUUAUACAAGGAGCUGCUCGCUAAAGACAAGAAGUUCCAGUUCUUCAUACGGCAGCAGGUGAGUCGAGGACCCUUGCUACGUUGCCAUGGUGUUCAAGAGUGCAUCUUAUUGGUGACUCAGCGGAUGUUCAAGUAUCCUGCACUUAUUCAGCGCAUUCUGGACAACACAACAGAUGAUGAAGAAGAAGCUUCCUCUGUGGCCCAGGCUCUGCUGAUGAUCAGAGAACUGCUUAGUUCAAUAGACCAACAGAUGGACGAUCUGGAGAAAACGCAGCGGCUUCAGGAAAUCCAUGCCAAGCUUGACCCAAGGGCUGAGGCCAUAGUACGGGAUGGAGGAAUAUUUAAAGCUGGAGAGUUACUCCGAAGGAGACUUAUCCGUGAAGGGACCCUUUUCUGGAAAACUCCAGGAUCACGACUCAAAGGACAAGCCUCCAGUACUGUCCCUUCAGAACCUAAUAGUAAGGGACAUAGCCAAUCAGGAACGAGGCAUGUAUCUGAUUAGUGAUUCCACCCCUCCUGAGAUGUAUGAGUUUUAUGCUGCCUCCAAGGAUGACAAGAACAUCUGGAUACGCCAUGUACAGCACGCUGUCAGCAAGUGUCCAUCAAGAGAGGAGUUUCCCCUGAUAGAGUCGGAACACAAGGCUCACCUGAGGAGGCUCAAAGCUGACCUGCAGCACAAGGACCAGGAGAUGCUGGAGCUCCUGCAGGAAAGAGUGACUUUAUUCUGUGAACUGGCAGAGGUGACAAGUGGCCAGGAGAGCCUGCAGCCUCCCAUCACUCGCUACUUGUUUAGGGCUGACACACCACAAGCUCCUCGUGCUGAAAAACUAUUACUGGAUGCCACAUCUGAGGGUGACCAAGAGCUGUUGGUCAAUGGAGCCCAGCAUUUUAUUGCAGCAAAGGAAUGCACGAAGCGACAAGACAAGUCACCGCUAAUGGAGAUCUGCCAAAGGCUGGUGAAUCUCAGCGUUUAUCUUCAUGCACUCCAGGGUGCUGUUAUUAAGCAAGACUCAAUCUUGGAGCUGUUACUGCAGCAGCAGGGCACCAUGUCUCCAAGUGAAGUAUGGCGCCCUCUGUUGCGAGAUGGAGGCCAUCGGGAAGCCACUGUAUUGUCAACCAUAGGAGAACUGGCGCUUCUGCAGAGACAACACAGCCUGCUGCAGGAAGAGCUGCUGAGACUGAGGGAUGCAGAAAAUCGGUUCAAAGACAGCGAGAGGGCCCGGGCUGAGCUAGAGAGGCAGGUCCGACAAAUGAAAGCCACCAGUGGGGUUGCACCUGCUUCACAGCGGUAUGGAGAACAGGCCUCUCAGAUGUCUAAGCCUUUGUCAAUGCAGUCAGAAACAGAGAUGUCUGGAGUUUAUAACAUGCAAGCCAACCAAGAUUCUGUUCACCAGUCAAGCCUGCAGCAAGUCAUUGACCUAGAGGUAUAUGUGACGUCAGAUGAUGAUGACGAUGGGACUGCAUCUGAAAGCUCCAAAGAUCUUCACGAUAUUCCAGAGGAGAUCUGAUCCUUGGCAUGUUUUCAUUCUGCUAAUGACUGUAUGAAUAUAUUUGCUCAUCUGAAGUCUUGAUAUUUUUGAUCUGCUUUGUUUUUGAGUAGUUUGUGUUGACGUGGCAGUGAGUUUUACAUUUAAUCACACGUUGCAUGAUAAACUUACAAGUAUUACAACUACUAAUGUCUUAAUGAAAUUUAUCAACACUUUACCCAAAGCUCUUGGACUUGGAAAAAACACAAAAUAUAAAAUAAAAUUAAAAAAACAACUAUAACUUAAACAUUUUACAAAAUCAAUACUAACCAUCAAACGGUCUGACAGCGACUGCAUCAUUUCACCUGCUUUUUCCAUCAGUAAGCUGUUGAUAUAUUAAAGUUUUGAAGUUCAUGCUUUAGGUGCUGGCAAAUGAUGGGCUUCGAUUGUAGAUACACUGCACUGUUUGUUCGAAUGUUGUGUUGAAAUUCUUGACGUGAUACUUCGGCCUACAGUUUGAUCCCUACUGUGACCAACAGCAAAGGGAGGAUGCAGCACAUACAUGUUCUGGUUUUUCAUGUUCUGUGUGUCAGUCUAUCUUCUGUUGCUCUGUAUUAUCUGCAGUAUUGUUCUUUCAUUAAUUACUAACCCAUGUGCCUAAUUGUUGUAGUACUUUGAUGACGACACAGUUGUAUGCAAAAAGUACUUGUCUCACAUAUUAACUACUAAGUAACUAGAUCAGUGUUGAACUUUUUCUAGCAGGUAUCACAACUCUAAAUCAGCGCUCCCCAACCCCCGGGCCACGGACCGGUCCGUGAGUCGUUUGGUACCGGGCUGCGAGGGUUGAGGCUCGGGAGCAAAAUUUAUGGUUUUCAGCGUUUUUAUCGUUAUUUUUUUAAAUCGUUUUUAUCGUUAACUCGGUUUCCCUGGAUCUUUUCCUGUGUUAUGAAUAAAUCUUCUU
Haplochromis burtoni (Burton's mouthbrooder) is the source of this 3685-nucleotide messenger RNA. RefSeq names its product Rho guanine nucleotide exchange factor (GEF) 1a (gene arhgef1a). Gene Ontology annotation, cellular component: ruffle membrane; cytoskeleton. Gene Ontology annotation, biological process: positive regulation of neuron differentiation; cell morphogenesis; actin filament organization. Gene Ontology annotation, molecular function: guanyl-nucleotide exchange factor activity; microtubule binding. The record is from RefSeq and is a predicted model, not a curated record. NCBI's taxonomy places the organism in Eukaryota, Metazoa, Chordata, Actinopteri, Cichliformes, Cichlidae.